AUGAUCAGUAGAAAGCACUGUUGGGUUAUUAGGAGGUACAACAGCAGUCACACUUGUACCAAAGCAACCAUCUCUCAGGAUCAUUCCAAGCUGGAUUCAAAUACGAUUGCCGAAGCCAUAAAGCCGUUGGUUGAGGCUGACCCCUCUUUAAAGGUAAAAUCAGUUAUUGCAGAAGUGCAAUCGAAGUUCAACUACACGGUCAGCUAUCGAAAAGCAUGGUUGACAAAGCAGAAGUCCAUUGAGAAGAUAUUUGGAGGUUGGGAAGCAUCCUACGAAGCGUUGCCCAUAUGGUUCGAGGCCAUGUGUCAUAAGGAACCAUCAGCUGUCGUACAUUUUGAGACUAUGCCUGCAUAUCAAGGGGAUGAUUUGGUAACUGAUAUCCGGGUAUUGCAUCGAGUCUUUUGGAGCUACUACCCAUGCAUUAGAGCGUUCAGACACUAUAAGCCAGUUGUCCAAGUGGACGGGACUCACUUGUACGGAAAGUAUAAGGGUUGCUUGUUAGUGGCCGUUUCGCAGGAUGGUAACAACAAUAUCGUGCCGAUUGCAUUUGCUAUUGUCGAGGGAGAGACCUCUGAUGCUUGGCACUUUUUCCUCAGUAACCUACGUCAACAUGUUGUGACUCGGGAUGGUGUGUGGCUGAUAUCGGACCGACAUGAGUCCAUAAAUGCAGCUGUGGAACGUAGUCACGGAGCUUGGUCACCUCCUAGAGCUUUCCACAUGUUUUGCAUCAGGCAUAUAGAAUCGAACUUUCUGAGAAAAUUCAAGGCACCCUAUCUGCAAAAGCUUAUCGUCAAUAUAGGAUAUUCGAGGAUGGUUCGUGAGUAUGAAUUGCGUUACCAGCAUUUACGAGAGCGGGGCGAGGCGUAUACUAACUGGUUAAACCAUAUUCCCCAUGAACAGUAUGCGUUGGCAUUCGAUGGUGGCUACCGAUGGGGUCACAUGACGACUAAUCUAGUGGAGUGCAUCAACUCAGUCUUGAAGGGUACACGCAAUCUCUCCAUCACUGCACUUGUGAAAGCAACGUUCUACAGACUUAACGAGUUGUUCACAAGGAAAAGAGCAGAAGUGGAGGCGAGGAUUAAUGCAGGCCAUGUUUUUACGGAGCAUGUGACCUCCAAAAUUCAUGCAAAUCAGCUUGCAGCAGGAAACAUUCAGGUUAAUUGCUUUGACAGGCAGAAUGAGGUAUUUGAAGUGCGUGAGAUGCCAAGUAGGGUGGAGUAUGUUGUUGACCUCCGUCGUCAGAGAUGUGAUUAUGGUGAGUUCCAGGUGGACCGGAUUCCUUGCCGGCAUGUGUUUGCAUGUUGUGCAAAUCAACGACUAGAUUGGCAGGUAUAUGUGCAUGACGUAUAUAAGAUGGACCAGGUCAGGCGCGUGUAUCGGGCUAGGUUUAGGCCAUUAGGGAAUCCUACUACGUGGCCUUCUUACAAUGGUCCCCGAUUCGUACCGAACCCGUACCUAAGACGCGUUUCCAAAGGUCGGCCCAGGAUGACGCGCUUCUUGAAUGAGAUGGACACACGUAUGCUACGCCGUCCGAGGAGGUGUAGGCAAUGUGGAGCUGAGGGACACAGUCGUAGUAGAUGCCAUCAGGGAGGUCCUCCAGGUACCGACAAUAAUGCCCAUGAACUUUAUGAUGUAUUAACCGGUGUAACAUUUGUGAAUGUACUUUACGGUGAUCGAGUCAUUAACCGAACUGAUGAUCGAACCGGUCAGAGUACAGGUUCAUUGGAUAUUCAACGGUUCAUGCCUAAAUAUACCGGUUCAAACCAGUUUUUAUCCUUACAUGGUCCAAAUGCCGAAUCGGACCGAUAUAGGGUCCGGUUUGCCGGUUAUCCGGACGAACUGAUCCGGUCCGGUCCGGUUAUCAUAACACUGCCAUCGUAA
Messenger RNA from Arachis ipaensis, 1881 nucleotides. RefSeq lists its product as uncharacterized. Lineage: Eukaryota; Viridiplantae; Streptophyta; Magnoliopsida; Fabales; Fabaceae. The record is from RefSeq and is a predicted model, not a curated record.